Mycena citricolor is the source of this 885-nucleotide messenger RNA. NCBI's taxonomy places the organism in Eukaryota, Fungi, Basidiomycota, Agaricomycetes, Agaricales, Mycenaceae. The record is from the annotation of a GenBank genome assembly.
CACUGAUUCUCCACUGUCAUGAGCUUUCAAGACAUCGAAUCCGGCCCUGCUCACCCUGCACGCUCGCAGCCGCCCCUCUCUCCCCAGUCGCAAGAGGAUGCCGCGUUUCUUGAAUUGCAGUCCUCCUUGGGCCUGCAGGUCUUCAAGAUGAACGCCAACGUCCAAGCCAUCCUGCGGCAUGUUGAUCAGCUUGGGACGCCCAAGGACUCGUCGGGCAUGCGGAAGAAUCUACACGAGCUCACAGAGACCACGCGCGCCAUGGUGAAGCGUGCGUCUGAGGAUCUCAAGAAACUCUCUGUUCUGCAGAUCAAGCUGCCGCACCAAAAGACAGCCCUCCAGAAAACCUCGCACGAUCUCGAAAUGUCGCUCGUCGCGUUCCAGCGCGCUCAGCAAGUCAGCGCAGAACGUCAGAGGACCGUAGUUCAGGGUGUCCGGAUGGCCGUCGACGACGCAACCCCGGCGGAACCUGAGACGCCGCAGCAGCGCCAAGCCCUGCUCCUCCAGCAACAGCUCUCACCACACGAACUCGCGUACCAGGAGUCCCUCAUCCAAGAACGCGAGGCCGAGAUCCGUGAGAUUGAGACUGGGAUCCACGAGUUGUCGGAGAUCUUCCACGACCUCGGCACACUCGUGCAGCAGCAGGGCGGGAUGCUUGAUAACAUCGAGUCGAAUAUCGACUCCGUUUCGAUGGACGUGCAGAACGGUGCGGAUGAACUACGGACGGCGUCGGACUAUCAGCGCAAAGCGGGCCGACGAGCAGCCUGCUUGAUGAUAAUUCUCGUUAUUGUCACCGCUGUGGUGCUAUUAGCUAUCUUGUCCUAAGGGGACCGGACUGUACUCAUAAAUUAUGCUUGUAUAUGUACUUAUACUUUGUACACUUUCUCG